ACCCAGUUGGACUUCAGUUCGGUCUUUAACCCACCACCACCAUCACCGCACCAGCAUCGUAGGAGCAUCACAAUGAAAUUAUUGGUGUUAAUAGGUAUAGCAACACUGCUGGUUUGCAGUAUAUCGGCCGAAGAAAAGAAGGCCGAAGAAGCUAAGCCAGUCGAACAGGCUGAGAAGAAACAGGACAAACGUGGACUGUUCGAUCAUGACUUCGGUGGACACGAUUUCCACGAAUACGAGGGACAUCAUCACGAACAUGUUGAUUUCCAUCCUCAUCACGAGAAAACUUUGACUGUGGUCAAGAAGGUUGCCGUGCCGUACCCAGUGGAGAAGCACAUCCCAUACCCCGUCGAGAAACACAUUCCGUACCCAGUGAAGGUCGGAGUGCCAAAACCAUACCCCGUGUACAAGACCGUCCAUUACCCAGUCAAGGAAAUCGUCAAGGUUCCAGUGCAUGUCCCAGCCCCGUACCCUGUUGAGAAGAAGGUGCCAUACCCAGUCCAUGUUCCGGUUGACAACCCAGUCCCAGUCAAGGUGUACGUGCCAGCUCCAUACCCAGUAGAGAAAAAGGUUCCAGUUCCAGUUAAGGUCCAUGUCCCAGCUCCAUACCCAGUUGAGAAGAAGGUUCUUGUGCCGGUCAAGGUCCCAGUUCAUGUCGAGAAGCCAUACCCAGUCGAAAAAAUUGUCCACUACCCAGUCCAUGUUCCAGUCGAUCGCCCAGUUCCAGUUCACGUGCACAAACCAGUACCGGUUCCGGUUGAAAAACCAGUCCCGUACCCAGUAUACAAGAAGGUCCCAUACCCAGUCCAUGUCCCAUAUGACCGUCCAGUCCCAGUGCACGUGGAAAAACCAGUGCCAGUCCCAGUCAAGGUACCCGUGCCCGCCCCGUACCCAGUAGAGAAGCACGUGCCAUACCCAGUGUACAAGAACAUACCUUACCCGGUUAAGGUCCCAGUUGACCGCCCAAUCCCAUACACCAUCGAGAAACAUAUUCCAGUCGAAGUCGAGAAACACGUCCCAUACCCAGUUAAGGUCCCAGUCCAUGUUCCAGUGCAUGAGGAACAUCACCACGAAGAAAUCCACCACUUCGAAGAUCACGAUGGCCAUGAUUUCCACCACGAACACCAUGAAUAAGCGAAAAUUGUGAUAAAGCCCCUCCUCUCCUCUCCUCCUCUCACUCAUCCCGUAUUAAUAGUAGUUUCCUCGUUCCUGUUAUCUCACGCCAACAUACAACUAACCCAUCCAAAGAAACUAAUCUCUCUCAUUUGUACCAGACAAGAAUUACCUGAUUUUCAAUCCAAUCAUCAUACGUUAACGUUCGUGAUAUUGACUAAGUUACCAUUUGUUUUACGUGUAGAAGCUAAACAGACUACAAAUACUCACCCCGCAAAAAGCAAAGUCCGUCGUCCCAAGUAAUCGGAAAAGUUCGACUACAAACGAAGAGUGACUUUCCGUUUCGAAGGAAAGUCAGCUCGUUUUCGAUUAAUUUUCCUAACCAUACUUAAAGCAGCCAACAAAAACUGAGCGAAAGAAACUGAAUUGUUAUUUGUUUCACCAUUAUUAUUAUAUUGUACCAAUCGACCGAAGAGAGUGGAAAAACGUUGAAAAUACUGAUUAAAAAAAUAUACCAAAAAUCGUA
Messenger RNA from Topomyia yanbarensis, 1639 nucleotides. Its product is annotated as skin secretory protein xP2-like. The record is from RefSeq and is a predicted model, not a curated record. The transcript is spliced from 2 exons. Lineage: Eukaryota; Metazoa; Arthropoda; Insecta; Diptera; Culicidae. Bases 73 to 1134 code for a protein of 353 amino acids.